GGGCUCAAGAGCGAGCAGCAGCGGCUGUGGCACCUCUUCCAGAUCUCGGCCACCGCCGUGGCCCAGCUCUACAAGGAUUCCGGGUGCCAACAGCCAGGACUGUCUAUGUGGGACCCCUUCCAGCAUGCGGCCAUGGCCGUGACCAGCCUGUACAAAGAGAGCGGGGAUGCCUACCAACGAAGUUUUGACCUGGGCGUCCAGGUUGGCUACCAGCGUCGCAUCAAAGAUGUGCUCGAGUGGGUGAAAAAGGGCCGGAGCACCAUUCGUCGCGAAGACCUGAUCAGCUUCCUGUGUGGCAAAGUGCCCCCAGCCCCUCCCCCGCCGCGCACCCNGGUGGACGUCGACCUGCAGCCAUUCCACGAGGCCAUCGCCCUGCACGGCCUCAGUGGUGCCAUGGCCAGUAUCAGCGUGCGAUCUGGCGCGCCCGGCUCCCCGCCUCAAGACAGCGGUGUCGCCAGCAGCGGACGCCGAAAAAGUAGCUUUCUCGAGGACGACUUGAACCCUUUCGGCUCAGAAGAACGGGCCCUCCGCCUGGACGGUGGGGGGAUCCGCAAGCGCACCUCGGCCCAGUGCGGUGACAGCAUCACAGACUCCCCAACCCACAAGCGCAACCGAAUGGUCUAAACUGCCUCGUGGGUCGCCAACCACCAUAUUGCUUGUCGAAAGGAUACAGGAGAUCGGCUUGCUUUCUUCUCUAAGUUAAACAAAGAUUUCUAUCAUGUUUGCCAUUAAGAAACUUUAAAAGUACUUCGGGAGAGGCCUCGUAGAAAUUUCAGAAAUAUAAUCCUAGCCGAGAACAUCAACCAUGUAGUAGUUAGCAAGAUCAUUUAAAGCAAAAGUAUCCGGUCAAGGCGAGAGCCUGGUUUAUCUUGUCCACAGUUACAUUCUUCAGCACCUAGCACAGUUGCUGUUGCUCAAUAAAUGUUUGUUGAAUGAA
Galeopterus variegatus (Sunda flying lemur) is the source of this 937-nucleotide messenger RNA. It is a transcript of the gene HAPSTR2, whose product is annotated as UPF0472 protein C16orf72 homolog. Lineage: Eukaryota; Metazoa; Chordata; Mammalia; Dermoptera; Cynocephalidae. The record is from RefSeq and is a predicted model, not a curated record.